CUCACGGGAGGAAUUGGGUUCAUCCACCACAACUGCACCCCGGAGUUCCAGGCCAACGAAGUGCGGAAGGUGAAGAAAUACGAGCAAGGAUUCAUCACAGAUCCGGUGGUGCUGAGCCCCAACGACCGAGUGCGAGAUGUGUUUGAAGCAAAAGCUCGUCAUGGAUUCUGUGGGAUUCCCAUCACGGACAACGGGAAGAUGGGGGGCAAGCUGGUUGGGAUUAUUUCAUCUCGUGAUAUUGAUUUCCUGAAAGAGUCAGAGCACGACUUGCCUCUUGGCGAGAUUAUGACAAAGCGGGAGGAUCUUGUGGUGGCCCCGGCUGGUGUAAUGUUGAAAGAAGCGAAUGAAAUUCUGCAAAGGAGUAAAAAAGGCAAGCUGCCAAUUGUCAAUGAAGAUGACGAGCUGGUGGCUAUAAUUGCCCGCACUGAUCUCAAGAAGAACCGGGACUACCCUCUGGCUUCUAAGGAUUCCAAGAAGCAGCUGCUCUGUGGCGCCGCUAUUGGGACUCACGAAGAUGACAAGUACCGGCUGGACCUCCUGGUGCAGGCUGGCGUGGAUGCGGUAGUGCUGGAUUCCUCUCAAGGGAACUCCAUCUUCCAGAUCAAUAUGAUAAAAUAUAUUAAGGAGAAAUAUCCCAACCUGCAAGUUAUUGGAGGAAAUGUUGUGACUGCUGCUCAGGCCAAGAACCUCAUUGACGCAGGCGUCGAUGCCCUGAGAGUUGGGAUGGGCAGUGGCUCCAUCUGCAUCACACAGGAAGCUGCUCCAAAGAUCCCUCCAGACCUAAAGUCCCACAGCCCCAAAUGCCCUUCUACUGUCACGGGCACCUAUAUGCUGGCGUGCGGCCGCCCCCAGGCCACAGCAGUGUACAAGGUGUCCGAGUACGCCAGGAGAUUCGGCGUUCCUGUGAUUGCGGAUGGAGGGAUCCAGACGGUUGGGCACAUCGCGAAGGCCCUCGCGCUGGGUGCCUCCACAGUGAUGAUGGGCUCUCUGCUGGCCGCUACCACGGAGGCUCCAGGCGAGUACUUCUUCUCGGAUGGCAUUAGGCUGAAGAAAUAUCGUGGCAUGGGCUCACUAGAUGCCAUGGACAAGAACCUGGGCAGCCAGAACCGGUAUUUCAGCGAGACGGACAAAAUCAAGGUGGCCCAGGGGGUCUCCGGCGCAGUGCAAGACAAGGGCUCUAUCCACAAGUUCAUUCCGUACCUGAGUUGCCAGGAUAUUGGUGCCAAAAGCCUGACCCAAGUCCGAGCCAUGAUGUACUCGGGAGAGCUGAAGUUUGAGAAGAGGACGAUGUCUGCGCAGGUGGAAGGAGGGGUGCAUGGCCUCCACUCGUAUGAGAAGCGCCUCUUCUGAAGGUCUGUCGUCUGUCAUCGUGCCACU
Apaloderma vittatum (bar-tailed trogon) is the source of this 1377-nucleotide messenger RNA. Its product is annotated as inosine-5'-monophosphate dehydrogenase 2-like. Gene Ontology annotation, cellular component: cytoplasm. NCBI's taxonomy places the organism in Eukaryota, Metazoa, Chordata, Aves, Trogoniformes, Trogonidae. Gene Ontology annotation, biological process: GTP biosynthetic process. The record is from RefSeq and is a predicted model, not a curated record. Gene Ontology annotation, molecular function: IMP dehydrogenase activity.